UCCUUUCUUUCAGUUAUUGAACGAAAGUCAUCAUCUUUCAUGAACAAACCUUCUACAGAUUCGCACUUAUCAGAUCCUCGAGCAUCCUGAUCCCAAUUCAAUUUCUCCUCCCUAGGGCUUCCCAAAUCCCUCAUCCCUCUUCCUCCGGUACGUCAAUUAUCAAGAUUCGAUCCCACAUCAAUCUCUCAAAUCCCUAAAGUUACACACAAACAAUGGCAGAGACUAUGGAGGCGGAGAUGGACUUCUCAGACGGUGAGCAAACCAACAGAGCUUCUCUCGUGGCUCUCUACGGCAACUCGUCCGUUGUUGAACAGCACCUCCCUGGCUACAUCUUCAUGUGUAACGGAAGAACCAAACCGGAUUGCUUCCGUUACCGAGUCUUCGGGAUCCCGAGAGGUGGGAAAGGAGUUGUCGAGCGGAUCAAACCGGGGAUGAAGCUGUUUCUUUACGACUUUGAGAAGAGGCUUCUCUAUGGUGUGUAUGAGGCUAGUGUUGGUGGGAAGAUGGAUAUUGAGCCUGAUGCUUUUGAUAAGAUGUAUCCUGCUCAGGUUGGGUUUAGGAUUGUUGAGAAUUGUUAUCCUUUGCCGGAGAGUACUUUUAAGUCUGCUAUCUAUGAGAAUUACAAAGGGGGAAAGUUUAAUCAAGAGCUUGCUCCUCACCAAGUGAUGUCUUUGUUAUCAUUGUUUCGUUCAUUUGCUGCUCCACAACUCGAUGCAUUACCUCAUAGAUUCGCUUCUGGAGCCUCAGCAUCAUCCAGGGAGCUAUCUUUCGAGGAACGGUUCAUUGCUGCUACACAACUUAAGAAAGCUUCGUCAGUUUUAGAUCCUUUGUCUGCUCGCUCACAUCUGUUUAAUCAUAGUUACUCCAGACAAGAUGGCGGCUACACAACCCCAGUGAGAGAAAGAGGAUAUCUCUCAAACUUGGAUCAGCCUUAUUCUCCUGCAGAAAGUCAGCAGCAACGGUUGAUAGGAGACCCUUCACGCUCAUCUAUACAAGACCCUCAGCUCAAAUACCUUACCAUUUUAUCUAAUAUCCGGAGAUAUGGAAGUGCACCAGAGCCCUUGUCCUCGGAAAAUGAAUAUCAUCCGGAAGCACCAUCGGAGAAGGAUCAAUUUGCUGCACCUUAUUAUGAUAAGAAGUAUUACCUUUCGACAUUACCUGGGAAUGAGCACUUGUCUGCGUCUGCAGCUAACGGGAGUGUUUAUAGAAGCGAGCUCUAUGCUUCAGCAUCACAAAACGAAAGGGAAGCUAGUCAGCAGCAUGAGACCCUUGCUGGGACUUAUUAUCACCCAGAAGCAUCUACAGCUCCGAAUACCACAGCGUCCAUGCAGGCAGUUAAUGCUGCAACAGCUGGCUAUCCUACACCGGCACAUGGUGAAGUCCCACAAGUAGCAACUGAUUACGCAUACAAACCUCAGACCGUAACGGGUAAUUACACCACCACUCAUUCACAGCCUGGGAGUGUGGGAGAAAGUACAGAAUCAUAUGCUGGAGCAGUUAGUUAUCCACCACAGCAACAUAGUCAACUCUAUACUGGUGGACCUGGAUAUACUCAACAACCCCAUGAAACUGCGUACGCUCAUCAACCCUAUUCUGCAGCAACUGCGUACGCUCAGCAAAACCAUGCUGCUUCAACUGGGUACGCUCAGCAACCCCAUGCUGCAACAACUGGGUAUGCUCAGCAACCCCAAGAUGCAGCUGCUGGAUACGCUCAACAACCCCAUGCUGCAACAACUGGAUACGCUCAGCAAUCCUAUGAUGCAGCAACUGGAUACGCUCAACAACUCCAAGAUGUAGCAACUGGAUACGGUCAGCAACCCCAUGCUGCAGCAACUGGAUACGCUCAGCAACCCUAUGCUGCAACAACUGGAUACGCUCAGCAACCCCAAGAUGCAGCAGCUGGGUACGCUCAACAACCGUAUGGUCAAGCUGUUGGAUACACAACGCAAUAUGGUGCCCAGGCUGUUGGAUACACGCCUCAAUACAGUGCUCAUGCUGGUGCAUACAGUCAACAAGCUGUGGCGCAAGGUUCUGUGCCAGGGGCUCCCAGGACAACUGAUUGGAAUGCUGCAAGCCAGGCAUAUGCUGCAACAGGAGACUGGAAUGCGGUGAAUCAGUCUUACUACCAUCACACAGCGGAUACAACCACAACCUAUAAUCAAACAUCUUACUUUGCAGGAUCUGGAAAACUUGUGAGCGUGGUGGAGAAGCAUGGAUGUGAUCUAGUGCACUCACUGGAAAGAAUGGAACAAAGACAUAAAAGAAUGGGUAACUGCUUCUCCGAAGAUGUCUCCUCGGGACCUGGUGCUACAGCCAGCGUUAGUGGAGCUGCUUCCUCCUCCUCCGCUCUCGCCACUACAAACGACGCCGUUGAUUACUAUCUCAAGUCUCGUGGUUACAACGGUCUCUUCUCUCAGAUCGAGUUAUCUUUUUCUGCUACUAAUUUGCGAGACCGUGACGUGCUCUCCAAGAGUGAUCCUAUGGUGGUUGUCUAUAAGAAGGAAAAAGAUGAGACACUCUCCGAAGUGUUUCGCUCUGAAGUUGUUUUGAACUCUUUAGCUCCUAAAUGGAUUAAGAAGUUUACACUCGCUUACCAUUUCGAGACUGUGCAGACAUUGUUGUUUCGUCUGUAUGAUGUUGACACUCAGUAUCAAAACUCAAGAGAGGAGAUGCUUAAGCUUGAUGAUCAGCAGUUUCUCGGUGAGGCAACAUGUGCAUUGUCUGAGAUAGUCACAAAAUCAACUAGGACGAUUACAUUGGAGCUAAAGCGUAAAGAAGGCUUUGCUGCACAGUCUCAGCCUCACCAUGGAAAGCUCAUCGUUCAUGCUGAGGAGUGCCUUGCUUCUAAGAUUACAACAGAGAUAGUAUUCAGAUGUUCGAGUUUGGAAUCUAAAGAUCUUUUCUCAAAAAGUGAUCCCUUUCUGGUGGUAUCAAAGAUUGUGGAGCACGGAACUCCAAUCCCAGUGUCUAAAACUGAAGUCAUGAAGAACAAUCUUAACCCUAUUUGGAAACCACUCUUCCUAAGUGUUCAACAAGUCGGUAGUAAGGACAGUCCACUGAUAAUAGAGUGCUCAGACUUCAAUUCCAAUGGCAAACACAGUCUGAUCGGAAAAGUUCAAAAAUCGCUUGCAGACUUGGAGAAACUUCAUUUGGCUGGCCAAGGAAUCAAUUUAUCUCUGCCUACAGGUGCUGGACAAAACAAGGUAUUAAAGAGCCAGCUUUUUGUGGAGAAGUUCACAGAGACUGUCCAGCACACGUUCCUUGAAUACUUGGCUUCCGGGUUUGAACUAAGCUUCAUGGUAGCAAUCGAUUUCACAGCUUCAAAUGGCAAUCCACGCCUCCCUGAUUCCUUGCACUACGUUGAUCCUUCAGGACAUUUAAAUGCCUACCAGAGAGCAAUAGUGGAACUGGGAGAAGUGUUGCAGUUUUAUGACUCGGAUAAACGCUUCCCUGCCUGGGGAUUUGGAGCUCGUCCAAUAGAUGGUCCAGUUUCACAUUGCUUUAACCUCAACGGUAGCAGUUCAUACUGUGAGGUGGAUGGGAUUCAAGGAAUCCUGACUUCAUACACAAGUGCGCUCUUCAACGUCUCUUUGGCAGGUCCUACCCUCUUUGGUCCGGUGAUAAACUCCGCUGCUAUGACAGCUAGCCAGUCUCUAGCUCAAGGCUCACGGAGAUACUACGUCUUACUAAUCAUCACAGAUGGUGUUAUAACAGAUCUUCAAGAAACAAAAGAUGCCUUAGUCAGUGCAUCUGAUUUGCCGUUAUCAAUCCUCAUUGUAGGAGUUGGAGGAGCUGAUUUUAAAGAGAUGGAGAUACUAGAUGCUGAUAGAGGAGACAGGUUGGAGAGCUCGACAGGGCGAUUAGCUUCACGAGAUAUCGUUCAGUUUGUGGCAUUACGAGAUGUGCAACAUGGAGAGAUCUCUGUAGUACAAGCGCUUCUUGCAGAACUACCUUCACAGUUUUUGACGUAUAUGAGAAUCCGUAACAUGAAGCCAGGUCCUCCGUGAAUGAUGGAUCGUAUGUGUAAAUGUUUUGCCAAAGAAGUGUACAUAGUCAUAUAUACUUACAUUGGCUUUUUUUCUAUUUCAUGUUAUUAUGUGUUUCUUUUCCUUUUCGGAAUAUUGGAUGUAAAAAGUUUCGGAUGAAGCAAUUGGUAAUACAUCUCAUGUGUGCAUC
Molecule: messenger RNA, 4176 nt
Organism: Brassica napus (rape)
Lineage: Eukaryota; Viridiplantae; Streptophyta; Magnoliopsida; Brassicales; Brassicaceae
Exons: 21
Coding region: 213-4007 (1264 amino acids)
Biological process (GO): cellular response to calcium ion
Cellular component (GO): plasma membrane
Molecular function (GO): calcium-dependent phospholipid binding
Source: RefSeq, a predicted model, not a curated record